Molecule: messenger RNA, 648 nt
Organism: Salpingoeca rosetta
Lineage: Eukaryota; Choanoflagellata; Craspedida; Salpingoecidae
Exons: 5
Coding region: 42-401 (119 amino acids)
Biological process (GO): respiratory electron transport chain
Source: RefSeq, a predicted model, not a curated record
AUUUCCUCCUCGUCUCGCAACCAACAAACCAACCAGCCACCAUGGCCAGCACCGUCCGCCACGCACUGCGCAAGACCACGGGCCUUGUUGGCCUCAAGCGCAUUGUCAAUGCACGCGAGGUGCUCGAGAGCGUGUACAACGACACGUCCGCUGUCCUCUCCAAGUUUCCCGAGGCGUCUGCAUACCGCCAGAAGAUGCUUGCCAUCACCAAUGACCGCCUCAACCUCCUCAAGCAGAGUGCUGAGAUUCAUGAAUUCGAGAAUGCUCUGGGCCAAGGCCAGAUUGAGGAAGUGAUUGACGCGGCUGAGGAUGAGCUGAGCUUGGCCAAGACGCUUGCGGAACAGAAGGUGUGGGAGCCGCUUGCAGAGAACCCGCCCAAGGGCCAGUGGAAGUGGCCUUAGACGCAAACACAUGCAGCAGCAGCACCCAUUUAAUCUUGCUCCUUUGCCAGUCUUGCUUGUUUUGUGGUUUUGUGCAUGCACGCGUAUGUGUGUUUCCCCACUCGUUCGUCGCUGUGUUGUGGUUGUCUCGUGGCUUGUCCCCUUCACAAGUUGUCGUGUGUGGUUGGUUCACUGUGCCAUGGCCUUUCUUGCACGCAAAAGUCAGUAAACAGUGAUGCGCAGCUUGGGUUGCGCCUGAGAAGCAAGA